Messenger RNA from Prunus armeniaca (apricot), 8013 nucleotides. The record is from the annotation of a GenBank genome assembly. Lineage: Eukaryota; Viridiplantae; Streptophyta; Magnoliopsida; Rosales; Rosaceae.
AUGAUGGAAGCUAGAACAGACCGUAUCACUGAUAUUGUGUUUUCUUGGUCGCUUGAAGACAUUUUCAAUGAAAAUCUUUACAAGAAGCAGGUGCAAAAAAUCCCUGAAUCAUUUGAUUCGGUUCAGCAUUAUUUUUCUUCUUAUUUAUAUCCUCUAUUGGAAGAAACUCGAGCACAGGUGCAUUCAAGUAUGGAAACCAUUGACAGAGCACCAUCUGCUGAAGUUGUUGGUUGUGAAGAAUGCAAUCCGUAUGGCCCUUAUGGGGAAAAUGUAUAUGAUAUCAAGGUUGAUUGCUGGAGAAACAGGUUCAAUGAUCGUGGCAAGGAACCAUACAAAACUUUGCCCGGGGAUCUUUUUGUCUUAGCAGAUGCCAAACCCGAAACGGUUUCUGAUUUACAAAGGGUAGGGACAGGGAGGUCCUCUUGGGCUUUUGUUUCAGUCACAAAUGUCCCAGAAAAUGAGGACGAGGACGAGGAUGACAUUGACAGUACUUCUCUUUAUUUUAGAGUCAAGGCAUCCAAAGAUAUCACUCAUACAUCACUAUUUUUGGUUUUCCUGGUGAAUUUAGUUCCUAAUAGCAGAAUAUGGAAAGCGUUGCUCAUGUCCAGAAAUCUGAAGAUUAUCAAGGAAGUUUUGUGCACCGAUUCUGUGGCUCAGAAAAACAAUUAUCUCUGUUCUGAAACGAAUGAUGACAUCCGGGAUAAGUGGUUAGUUGAGAGUUCGUCAUCAGGAUUGAAUGAGUCCCAAACUGGGGCAGUUUUGGCCUGCCUUGAAAUGCUGCGUUGGGAUUCCAAGUCUACCGUGCAACUUAUAUGGGGUGCACCCGGGACAGGAAAAACUAAAACCACAGCGACGCUUCUUUUUACUCUGUUACGGAUGAACUGUAGGACUCUAAUUUGUGCCCCGACGAAUGUUGCAAUAACUGAAGUUGCUUCUUGUGUUCUAAAGAUGGUAACUGAAGCAAAGUCCAAUUCUUUGGGAGAAAUUCUUCUAUUUGGGAAUAAGGAGCGACUCAAAGUUGGACCACACAUUGAAGAUAUAUAUUUGAAUUGCCGUGUCAAAAGGCUAGUUGAGUGCUUGGGGCCAGUGACUGGUUGGAGUAUUUGCUUCGCUUCAAUGAUAGGUUUCCUUGAAGAUUGUGUUUCUCAUUACCAUAUUUUCUUGGAAAAUGAGUUGAGUUAUGAGAAAGAACAUGAGGGUGUUAGUGAAAUGAAAGAGAAAGAAUGCAGAACUGACACUCAAGUUAUCAAGGGGAAGUGUAAAUCAUUUGUUGAAUUUUUCAGAGAUAGAUUUGUUUCUACUGCAUUACUGCUAAGACGUUGCAUUUCUACCUUCUGUACCCAUAUAGCCAAAAAUUACUUUUUGGCACAUACUUUCCAAAACAUGAUUUCGCUCAUAGGCUUAUUUGAUUCCAUUGAAUCAUUAUUGUUGCAUGGUGAUUUUGGUUCUGAAGCAUUGGAACACCUUUGCUCUUGUUCAAAAGUUGAAGAUGUGCCAGAGUCAUUUGUAGAUAACUCAUUUCUGCUGUGGAUGAAGAGAAAAGAAUGCCUUUCAGUAUUACAUACUCUACAGGAUUCUCUUAGUGGACUUGACCUUCCAAAUUUUAGGAAUGGAGAAGCUCUAAUGGAAUUCUGUUUUCAAAGAGCUUCCUUAAUUUUUUGCACUGCGUCGAGUUCGUAUAAGCUGCAUAGAGUGGCAAUGGAGCCACUGACCAUUGUUGUUAUUGAUGAAGCUGCACAAUUGAAAGAGUGUGAAUCAACAAUACCCCUGCAACUUCCAGGUGUGAAGCAUGCUGUUCUUGUUGGUGAUGAAUGUCAGUUACCAGCUACGGUGAACAGCAAUGUUUCUGUUGAGGCUGGUUUUUCAAGAAGCUUGUUUGAGAGGUUGAGCUCAUUGGGCCACUCAAAACACCUUCUGAAUAUGCAAUACAGAAUGCAUCCCUCAAUAAGUUUGUUCCCAAAUACAAAUUUCUAUAACAACCAGAUCCAAGACGCUCCAAAUGUUAAAAAUAGAAGCCAUGAGAAACACUAUCUUCCAGGGUCAAUGUUUGGUCCCUUUUCUUUUAUAAAUGUAAUUGAUGGAAGAGAGGAGAAGGAUGAGGAUGGACGUAGUAGAAAGAAUAUGGUCGAGGUUGCUAUUAUUCUGAAAAUACUGCGGAAGCUGUACAAAGAAUGGAUUGUUUCAAAACAGAAACUCAGUAUUGGGGUGGUAUCACCAUAUGCUGCUCAAGUAGUUGCAGUUCAGGACAAACUUCGACAGAGGUAUGACAAGAUUGAUGGCUUUACAGUGAAGGUGAAGACGGUUGAUGGGUUCCAGGGUGGGGAAGAUGACAUAAUUAUUGUGUCCACUGUACGAUCUACUAUUCAUCAAUCCAUUGAUUUUAUAUCAAAACCGCAACGAGUUAAUGUCGCUCUUACAAGGGCUAGGCAUUGCCUUUGGAUUCUGGGAAAUGAAAGGACUCUAUCUGAUGGGGAAUCUGUUUGGAAGGACUUGGUCCUUGAUGCCAAACGUCGUCAAUGCUUCUUUAAUGCUGAUGAAGACAAGGAUUUGGCCGGGGCCAUAUUAGAGGUGAAGAAAGAAUUCGGCCAAUUUGAUGAUUUGCUUAAUCCUGACAGCAUAUUUUUUAGAAGUUCUAGAUGGAAGGUACUUUUCAGUGAUAACUUUCUGAAGUCAUUCAAAAAGCUGAAGUCAAUCCGUUUAAAGAAGUCUGUAUUAAAUCUUCUGCUGAAGCUUUCCACUGGUUGGAGACCUAAGAAGCCAAAUGUAGGGACAAUUUGUGGAAGCUAUUCACAUAUCUUGAGGAAAUAUAUGGUUGAAGGUCUAUACAUUGUUUGCACAACUGAUAUUGCAAAGGAUGUGAAAUACAAUCAAAUAUUGAAGGUUUGGGACUUAUUGCCUCUAGAGGAUAUUCCAAAAUUGGUAAACCGUCUAGAGAGUAUUUUGAAAAGAUAUACAGAUGAUUUUAUCAACGGUGCAAGGAGAAAUGUCUUGAGAGGUACUUUGUUUUGCAUUCUCGUUGAUUUGGAAGUUCCCAAGAGCUGGCCACCCUCUUUGGACAUUGUCCGAUUCAAGGAUCUUAGCAUCACUGAAAACCAGAGUGAUUUAGUCAGUGAUAACGAUUCUGACGGUAGAAGUUAUGUUGAGAAUUCACAGGUCAGCGAGAGUUUGUUGCUCAUGAAAUUUUACUCCUUGUCAUCUGGUGUGGUAAACCACUUGCUGUCUGACCGUGAGGGUAGAGAGUUGGAUCUUCCAUUCGAAGUCACAGACCAGGAAAUGGAGAUUAUUCUUUAUCGUAAAAGUAGCUUUAUAGUUGGACGGUCAGGAACCGGGAAGACCACGGUUUUAACCAUGAAAUUGUUUCAGAAUGAACAAUGUUACCAAUUGGCAGUGCAAGGAUGCCUUAGUAGUCAAAAUAGAAUGGUUGAACAGAGUUCUUCAUCUACUAAGGGAAGAAAUCUACACCAGCUUUUUGUGACCGUGAGUCCUAAACUGUGUUUUGCCAUCAAGCAACAUGUUUUAAACUUAAAAAGUUUUGCAUGUGGUGUAAGUGAUUUAACUGAAAAGAGUUUGAUUGAUAUGGCUGAUUUUGAUGAGGAGGAAGCCCAAUUCAAGGAUAUCAAGGAUUCAUUUCAUGAUAUUCCUCCCAAUUCUUACCCUCUUGUCAUAACAUUCCAUAAGUUCUUGAUGAUGCUUGAUGGAACACUGGGGAACUCAUACUUUGAAAGAUUCCUUGAUGCAACAAAACUUACACAUGGUCGAUUGCAAAGUUCAAGAUCAGUUGCUUUGCAGACCCUUAUAAGGACAAAGGAGGUUAAGUAUGAGAGAUUCAGUUCAUCUUACUGGCCCCAUUUUAAUAUCCAGUUAACAAAGAAGCUCGAUGCUUCAAGAGUCUUUACAGAGAUAAUAUCUCAUAUUAAAGGUGGUUUGGGAGCCAUGGAUGCGGGUGAUGGUAAACUCAAUCGUGACGACUAUGUUCAAUUGUCAGAGGGCCGGGGUUCCAAUUUAAGCAAGCAAAAGAGAGAAGAAAUAUACGAUAUAUUUCAGGCUUAUGAAAAAAUGAAGAUGGAAAAUGGUGAAUUUGAUCUGGCUGAUUUUGUAAUUGAUCUUCACCGUCGUCUCAGGCAUGAAAAAUAUGGGGGUGAUCAAAUGGACUUUGUUUAUAUUGAUGAGGUCCAAGAUCUCACAAUGAGUCAAAUUGCUUUGUUUAAACAUAUGUGCAUCAACAAUAUUGAUGAGGGUUUUAUUUUUUCUGGGGAUACAGCACAAACAAUUGCAAGGGGUAUUGAUUUUCGGUUCCAAGAUAUACGACAUUUGUUCCACAAGAAGUUUGUGUUGGAAUCAAGAAGCAAUAAGCUUGAAGAAAGAAAAGAAAAGGGACAAAUUUCAAAAAUGUUUCAUUUGACUCAAAAUUUCCGUACCCAUGCUGACCCUGAAACCAGUCUUAUUUAUGGGGAAGCUCCAGUUUUGCUUGAAUCUGGAGAAAAUGAAAAUGCAAUCAUAAAAAUAUUUGGAAAUAGUGCAACUGGUACCGGAAACAUAGUUGGCUUUGGUGCAGAGCAGGUUAUUUUGGUGCGAGAUGAUGGUGCCAGGAAAGAUGUUUCCAUGUUUGUGGGGAAGCAUGCUCUUGUCCUCACCAUUGUGGAGUGCAAGGGCCUUGAGUUCCAGGACGUGCUCUUGUACAACUUUUUUGGCUCAUCACCACUGAAAAACCAAUGGAGGGUCAUAUAUGAUUACAUGAAGGAACAAGAUUUACUUGACUCAACAUUACCAAAGGGCUUUCCAAGUUUCAAUGAAGCUAGGCACAACAUCCUGUGCUCUGAAUUGAAGCAAUUAUAUGUUGCUGUUACUCGUACGAGACAGAGAUUGUGGGUUUGUGAGAAUGUAGAAGAGCUCUCCAAACCAAUGUUUGACUAUUGGAAGAAGAAAUGUCUUGUACAAGUUAGGCAACUGGAUGAUUCACUCGCACAGGCAAUGCAAGUUGCAAGCAGUCCAGAGGAGUGGAAAUCACGGGGAAUUAAGCUAUAUCAUGAGCAUAACUAUGAAAUGGCCACAAUGUGCUUUGAGAGAGGUGGUGAUACGUAUUGGGAAAGAAGGUCUAAAGCUGCUGGCCUUAAAGCUAUCGCUGACCGUAUGCGAACUUCAAAUCCUGAAGAGGCCAAUUCCAUUCUUAGGGAAGCUGCUGAAAUAUUUGAUGCUAUAGGCAAGGCAGAUUCCGCUGCGAGAUGCUUUUCUGAUUUGGGCGAAUAUGAAAGAGCAGCUAGGAUUUAUUUGGAUAAAUGUGGCGUGCCUGAUCUGGAAAGAGCUGGGGAAUGUUUUUCUCUAGCUGGAUGCUAUAAAGAUGCUGCGGAUGUGUAUGCUAGGGGCAAUUAUUUCUUCGAGUGUCUCACUGUUUGUUCCAAAGGAAAACUGUUUCAAAUGGGUUUACAAUACAUCAAGUAUUGGAAACAGCAUGCAAUAGAGGACGGCGUUGUUGCCAGAAGAGGUGAAGGAAUAGAUAAAAUUGAACAAGAAUAUCUGGAGAGCUGCGCAUCCCACUAUUAUGAGAUGAAAGAUAACAGAUCCGUGAUGAACUUUGUUAAAGCGUUUCAUUCGAUUAUUUUGAUGCGGAACUUUUUGAAGAAGUUGGGUCUCCUUGAUGAGCUUCUUUUGUUGGAAGAAGAAUUUGGAAACUAUGUUGAAGCUGCGGACAUUGCGAAGCUGAAAGGCGAUAUUCUACUCGAAGCUGGUUUCCUUGGAAAGGCAGGCAAGUUCAAAGAAGCAUCAUUACACAUUCUAUUCUAUGUGCUUGCAAACUCUCUUUGGUCACAUGGCAGAAAGGGCUGGCCCAUACAACAGUUUUCACAAAAGGAGGAGCAUUUAUCAAAAGCCAAGUCAUUUGCUAAGAAUGAAACAGAAAGCUUUUAUGAGCUUGUUUGCACUGAGGUUGACAUUUUGUUAAAUGAGCAGAGUAACUUGGCCUUGAUAAAAAAUUAUAUGAAUGUUUGUCAGAGGCAUAAGAGUACUAGAGGUGAAUUAUUAUCUGCUCGAAAAAUAUUGGAUGCUCAUAUUUCUUCAAGCGCCAAUAAGUAUGUGUGGGAAAAGGAUUUGGUUGAUGGGGAUCUGAUAAUGUGUUCAGAAGGAAGAAUAUCUGAAAAUCAGGUAUCUAUAGAUUCACUGAUAUAUUUCUGGAUUUUUUGGAAGGAUAAAAUUGCCUUCAUAAUUGAAUAUCUCGGAUGCCUUGAAAACCAAGAUGCUAAUGAUUACAGAAGGUACGGAGAGCUUUGUCUGGAUUACUUAGGAGUGUGGAGGUUGUAUCAUAAUUUUACUCCAGUCUAUGUCUUACUCAUAUCUGAUGCUGAUUGGGUUCGAGGUCUGGACAAAAGACAUUUUAGAAAUCAUGGGAAGUUGGUCUCCAUUAGUGUUCACCAGCUUGUUUCAGCUGCUCGUAGUUAUUGGAGUUCAGAAAUGCUCUCUGUUGGCAUGAAAGUUUUGGAGAAGCUUGAAAAUCUUUACAAGUUUCCAAUAAAAAAUGCUGAUGAUGCAGUGUUCUGCCAAAGCAGGUGUCUUACCCAUAUUUGUGAGAUCUCAGAAUAUCUUUUGCAAUCAAAAUGUUUGAAGCUAAGGAAUCAAGAUACCGAGAGAUUGCAGAGAUGUGUAAAGUUUUCUACUGAUACUGUUGUUGCGAAUAUAUUUCCUUUGGAUUGGAGGAAUUCAUUCAGGGAGAAUAUGAUUGCUCUUAGAAGAACUGAUGCCUUAAAGAAUGUGCUGAAACAAGUAAUAGUUGAGUAUACCAGCUCGAAGAAGGUGCUGUCUUUUGGGCAGAUUGGAAGGCUUGCAAUGGUUAUUCUCGGGUCCGGUAAGCUGAAUAAUAGUGAACUAUACGAGAAGCUUGUGGUAAAACUGGACUGCCACCCGCCAUGGAAGGCUUUCAUUGAGAAUCUAUGUGAGAAUAUUGGCCCUGGAAACACCAGUGAAGAACCGAGAGAGGUGUCUAUAAUGUUGAAGUUGUAUGGAGCUUUAGUUGAUACUUAUAAUGCGAACUGGAGGGUGGUUCGUGAUUACAUAUCACCUGGUUGCUUUUUGUACCUUGUAGAGCGCCUUCUGAUUUCGGCAACUUGCUUUCAGGGUUAUGCUGUCACUACAAGCUCUUGCUUUGUUGAGUGGCUCAUAUACCAAGAGGAAGAUACCAACUUGAGUUCCAUAGCUGGUGGUGAUGUGCAACAAUCUUUAAUUGACAUCCUUCAUUUUGUGAUUUAUGUGGUUCAGGGGUGUCUUUUUAAUAAGGCGGAUAUGGUUGAAUGGAUUAAAAAGACCGACGCAAAUUGGAAGAACAAUUAUUCUCAACUCAUGUUGAGAUUUGUUGUCCUGUUAUGCUUGGUUUAUUUAAAUUUUGACAUGGGUCUAGAUAAACUCUAUGAUUUGCUGGGAAGGGACUAUAUCACUGAGCAGCUGCCACGGGAAUUUUUUGACGCCCUUAAGAGUGGGAGGAGACACAAAUCUCUUAAUAUAAAUACGAGGCUGCUAGCUGCAGCUUUUCAGAAGAUUGGUAAUACUUUGGUAAUUGCAUGUUUCGGGUCUGAUUGUUCAAGGUUCUUAUGUUCAGAUGUCAUCUUUGUUGACAUGAAGGCCAACCAUUCCAGGGAUUACAUACUAAGAAAAUUGUUUCCUAAACGGCCACCUGUCCUACAAGUUUCCCAAGCUACAUCUGUUGAAGCAGGAGGUAAUAAUUCUUUCAGUCGUGUGCUUCAUGCAACCAAUUCCAAUUAUGAGGAAGAGAAGAGUUCUAAGAUCCUGCCAUCGAACUCUGGUGUGGUGGAACCUUUUGAGACUGGUGCUGUAUCUGAUAAGACGAGUGAUGAUGCCGCCGGGGGCAGAGACAGCCACAAUACAGAUGAGGAAUGUUACAUAUCCAAAGAGUCAAAUCCAAAGUCUAAGCAAGCAGAUGCUAUGGCUUCUGGCAGUAAUGAAACUGGAAACAAGGGGAAGAAAAAGGGCAAGAACAAGAAGCCCAAGAAGAAAGGAGGCAAAAAGUAG